AGUCACGUGAUGAGCAGCUGGUCCGGCGUCAGACGAGCAUGCAAAGCUGUGGUUAGCGGCAUGUCGGAGUGUGGCGUGCAGCAAAAGGACACGACGUUCACAAAAAUAUUCGUGGGCGGACUGCCGUACCACACCACUGACAAGUCGUUACGGCAGUUCUUCGAAACCUUCGGCGAAAUCGAGGAGGCUGUGGUCAUCACCGAUCGACAGACGGGCAAGAGCCGCGGCUAUGGUUUCGUGACGAUGGUUGACCGCGACGCGGCGGAACGCGCGGUCAAAGAAGCCAACCCGAUCAUCGAUGGCCGCAAGGCCAACGUCAACCUCGCCUACCUCGGCGCCAAGCCCAGGGCUAACGCGAACAACGCGACAUUUCUUCAACAUUUCUGUUGUGCAGGAUUCCCCUUAUCUGUGAGAGCAGGAGGCUACCCAACCUUUCUCCCUAGUCAAUAUGCUGGGCUACACCAGCCAUUUGUCUACCCGUCCGCCUACCUGCACACGCCGAGCCUGAUCCUACCGCCACACCCUCCCCUCUCGCCCGCUGCGGCCGCCUUCUAUGACUACGGGCCAUCGCCAUUUGGACAUGGGGCUGCAGCUGCAGCUGCCUCGGCCAACCAGGCUGCGGCCGCAGCUGCUGCAGCUGCCGAACUAGGCUACCCAUUCUCGACAAGCCCUUCAUCCGCCGCCCUGGCCGCAGCUGCUGCUGCCAGUUACCUGGCACCACCGCCGCCUCCGCCCACAGCUGCACACCAUGCCGGGCAAGCCGCUGCAGCUGCAGCUGCUGCCUACUACACACUGCAGCAGCCCCUGGGGGCGGUGACUAGUGGCGCUGCCGGGUCCCUGAGCACCAUGCCAUAUGCCGCCACGCAAGCUCAAGACGCCCGGCUACAGUGAUUUGGGUGGUGGCCCUGUUCGCCUCGUGCUGCCCGCCGCCGCCACCCACGCACGCAACCGACACUUUCAAGUAGUCUAGAGCAAUACCAAAGCAGGGGUGGGUACAUCGGCAGACAUAUAGGAGGCUCGUCACACCACCAAACCGGGGCACCCAGGUGCUUGCAAAGAUGAUUCCGAAAGAGCAGCACUGGUGAGGAAGAUAUGCCUGGUGGACUGCUUGGACGAACAUUUUUUUUAAUAGCUAAAUCUUAUAUUUUUGCUGAUGUUAUCUGAGUCCUUGGGGCAAGCUCCUUGCAGUAGUAAAUUAAGUGUGAUCAUCUGUUAUGGGCAAUGCAAACUUUUCUUUACUGACCAGAAACUUUGUGGAGUGCAUGCACACAUGGGGUAGGGACGCCGCGCUCAAAAUUGAUGCAAGGUGUUUAAGUUGUUUUACUGGCCUCUCUUUUCUAGUCUGAGGGAAUUAGACAUCCCAUAUUUGCUCAGGAAGUUGCUGUAGUUAGCCAUUUGUUUUGUUCUAUGGGUGGGUCUUGGCAAGAGUACUAUAGUCAAGGUGCCUCUUAUUUCAUCACCUGCAACAUACGUGCAGUAGAAAUUGCUGCUGUAGUCUGUGAUGAUCCUUUUCUGUUGCUUCCCCUUUCAAAGUGCACCGAGGGCCAAACUUUAACGAGUACUUGCUCAAGUUGUGAAGUGCCAGCAUUCCAUGUCGUGUUGUGUGCGAUGCUGCAUGCUUCUUGGAAUUUUGAAGGGAUCAUAUUUUCGCCGGAAAUAGCACUUGAACGAACUAUAGUCUAAUAUUGAAAGCUAGUCAUUACCACUGUUACUGUGCAUCAGGAUGAAUGACAGCUGCUUCACAUGUGCACUCGAGCAAGUGGCAUUGUUUGCACUUGAGCAUCAGGAACACUUCAGCAGUGCACAGUCUUAGGCACGAUUGAUUAACUCGUAAUCCGUCGACUAAAAUUAGCCAGAUUCCAAUGUGCUGCCACAGCUUCGACAAAGUUUCGGUUACCAUUGUAAUGUCAAGGCUUUGCAAGGAGCUUGCUUCAAGUAGACAAUGCAUAGACGGGGCAUUCCUCAGAAGUGUAGUUAGUCCAGAAUGCUUGCCAAUCUUUUCAAGGGCGCCUUCAGUGGUCACCCAGCAUGCUGCUUUGUGCGCCCCUGGCUGAAUGCGCGUCCCCCCUCGAUGGCAGGUCACUUUAGCAGACAGCCUGAUGUUUUAUUAAGCCGCCAGCAUUGAUUACAGAAACACAGCAGCACUUCUGCCCUUUCAAUAUGUGGGGGCUAGCUUUGUACCAAAAGAGAACUACUACAACAGUCUGGUACCACUGUGGGGUCUGAUGCUGCCGCUGUGCUUCUGUGGGCAGCCGUCGCACAAGAGUACAUGUAUACAUACGCAAGACACAGACCACUUAAUUAACUACACUCUUUAACAUGCAUGAUGACCGCCCUGCGUACCAAAGGGGCACGUGGUAACACUUCGCAUGAUCAUGUUGCUACAAGCGUAUGCGCGAGCUCCAAAUGCCUGCAGUGUGCUCUUUGCCUGCAAUCAUGAUUGCGCACCCUGCAUUGCUUUUUUUUUUUUUCCCCGUCUCCAUGGCUACCUAAUCGGCACUUUAUUUGGUAGCUAUUUGGCAUUCUCCAGCAUUCUCUUUGUGGUCUUUCAAACUUGUGACAGUUUGAAGUGGCUGUUUAAUUCACAAAUGCUGUUGUUAAUGAACUGCUCAUGGAAGUUCUGAUUGCAUUGUUGAGUUGGUUUUUCCUCUCGUUGGCUUUGAACAUUAUGCGCAAGCAGACAUGGCAAAAUUUUCUAUACAGCUCGCAAAGACUAUUCUUUUUUUUUUCUGUUAACUUUCUGUUACGUUUGCAGAGAUGUUUCUGUCAUGGAUGCAGUGCAAAGAGUAUCCUGGUGGCAUCAUUUGGGGCAUCUUAUUGCUAGCAGGCAGCCAUCAUUUCAUACACCCCAUUCAUUCUGCAUAUCAGUGCCUUGUCUGCUAGAGGAAAAAAAAAAAGAAGAUAUAAAACAUCAUCGGUGAAUAAUCUUCACUCUCGUCACUUGCUGCUCAGUGAAACUGCUUGCUUUCAUUCUCAUUUCUAUUUGUUAAUUGUUUGUAAAUGGCUGUUUUCUUUUGCUUGAUGCCUGCUGGUAGCAUUGAUGCAUGCAGAAUGGUGCUGUCAGUUCUUGCACACUGAGAGAACGCCUGCUGUAAUCACUACUUCAGAAGGUGGCAUCACAUGCUCUUAGUGAUGUGAAUGACCUUAAGAUGAGAAUUGUCUGUGUUGCAAUGUGCCACCGUGAAUUCUGGCAGUUCUUUAAGCCAUCACAUGGUCUAUUUUAUGACGGAGCUUUGAGCUAGCAAGGUGAGAGAGCAGUACAGUGGUUCCCCCUUUUUUUUCCUUUUUUUUCUCACUAGCUCACAGACACGCUAUUUAAGUACUGUCUAGGUUCUGUAAAAUGCCACCUCAUUGUGAUAACCAAAUGCUCUUGCAUGUUGUUGCUUCUCAUUGCUUUUUUUUCUCUCCCUUUUUUCCCCCAUCUUUCACCCAAUCAUCUAUGCAUCACCUCCAAGAGACGCUCAUUCCGGACAUGCCGGUGGAAAUUUUCAUUGAAACAGUUUUAGGGGAAAUGCGAGAGGCACGAAAACUAGCCAACCAAGUUCUUUCAGGAGAGAUCGGCUUGAAGAGAUAUUUGUGCAGACAGACCCACGAGGCAGAAUUGUUCUCGGUCUGUAUACAUACGUCUCGCAACUCCUGCUGGAGAAAAGAAAAAAAAAAAGAGAUUAUGGGUGCAAGAGCUCGAAAGAAGAUGCAAGAGCUCCCGAGAGCCUCUUGUUGGCGAUGUCACAACUCACUUAGUUCGCGACGGCUAAUUCCAAGGUGCAUGUAGUGAUUGUAGCUCUGCAGACUGUGCGUCCCAGCACAUGCAUUUCUUUCCGAGUCAUCUCGUUCUCUGCAUUGAGAAGGCAGGUGAAGUUGGCUGACAUGGCGCUUAUGACUUUUCCCCCCCCCCUCUCUCUGCGAAGAAGCUAGAAACCAAAGCAAAUUUCUGUCUCCACAUGUCGCUGUGCGUCAUGUACAAGAUGAAAGAAAAUAUGUAGCUAGGAUGAACUAUAUUUUCCUCUAAAGAUUCAGAAAAAAAAAAUGCUGCCUUUGUAUUCAACUUUACACAGCUGCAGCCUUCUUGCCACACGCGAGUACCUACAGGGUCUUUCUCAAAUGCCUUAUAGAAAAACACGCAGGAAAUUGUGGGCCUUGCAGGCCGUCGGGUUUGACUAUCCGACGGGGGACAGGCACUUGUCUCAUAAACACUGGAUCUCACCCGCGUGUCUCUCUCUCCUUUUUUUCUUUUCUUUUAUAAACAUUGUUGUUCGUCUACUAUUUAUCACUCCCUGCCCCUUUUAUUUAUGUAUUUAUUUUUAUUUAUGUUUUCCCUCCCUCACACUUCCCUUUUGUACCCCAAACUUUCUUGUUGAGACGACGGAAGGCACAAUACGGUCGAACAUUUAAGCAAGGUGCUUUUCCUAGCCUCGAGCUGUGGCAAACGCACAGUCUAAACAAGGCUGUGUGUGCCGCGUAUCAGUUGCAUGCGUCAGAAUCAUCUGUGUGCUGUCGUUCAGAAACGAGGGAUGCACACCUGUGCCACUCUGUGCUGUCAUGUGAUCCACAGCAGCUGCUGUUGUCCGCGCGUGGCAGCUCAAACGGAACGGGGCAAGUCCUAGUCCCAAUGUCCGAGCUUCAAUGAACAUGUCGGUGUUCUGACAAGCCCCCAUAACUGUGGCACUACUGGAAACUUGAUGCAGUCUUGGUUCUCAAAAGCCGGGUUCCUUUGAAAACUUAAACUUGUGGGCUGCCUAUGUUCUCCUGCUGUCUGAAGGUGCGCAUUGGAUUCGAAUUGGCACCACAAGGUGGCCAGUGCAGCAGCAACCACAGCAGCAGCUGUAUUCAAUCUGCGGACUCUUGCUCAGUACUAUACAGCAUGUAUAUUCCAAGUUGUUGGGAACAAGCAUUUUAUGACUUGCGCUUUGCUUGUCGUGUUCAAAGCUCAUCCAAAAAGGAGAAGAGGAGGGGUGAGCUGCUCAGAGCUUUGACAGAGCCAUGAACAGAAUAGAUAUGGCACAGUUAUGGCACAUCGUGUCUUUCGAGGCUUCCGAGAUCUGACGUGCUUUUAAAACUCUAUUCACGCCGAAAGGUGAUCAACCCCUCUAUACAUUUGUGCAUUCCCAAUCUCCGCAGUGGAGUGUCUAUGCAUUUGCCACAGCUCUGGCGAAAGCUGGAAGCCGUUUUCUACUAGGAUGCGUAAAUACCCCCCCCCCCCCUUCCCGUCCGUCCGAGUCUAAUCCAGUACCGCUGUCACAUGUAGCCGUGUAAAUGUCAUUUUGCUCAAAUGAGUUCUCGCAGAGGUGCUGUUGUGAAAAGAAAUGGCUGUGAUGCAGCAACAUUUUGUGGCAGUGGUUCAUUCACCCUUUGCUCGAAUGCUGCCCACCUGUUUCUUUUUUUUCUUUUAAGUGGAUAUUCGUUCAAGACGAACUCAUUUACAUGAAAUGGCCUUUACCUAUGCUAGCAUGACACGGACAUAGCUAAGGUGGAUGAGAUGUAUAUUUUACACAAGGAGCGAGAGAGAGAGGAGGAACACUCAUUAUUGUUAGAAACUUCUAACCAGUCAGGUUUUAUACUGAGCCUCAUGCACAUCACUCACACAUUGUCACAGAACAAUCAGGUCAGAGAAAUUCCACCAGUUUCUGUCUUUUUUUUAAACCUUCCAUUUGAAUGCUAUUUACUUAUUUUAUCUCAACCAACAGUUGUCUUUGUUUUUGUUCCGUUCUCUUUUACAAGCAGUUCUCUAUUCUGCUUUUAGAUCGCACAUUGCCUUAAGACAUACUGAAAUUCGACAUUGAAUUUGUUUUAAUUUGAAUUGCGUGCCUUAAAGGUUCCAGGUAACAACCAAACAAUGGCUAUUGUUGUUUGUAAACUGACAAUCAUGUAAGUUUUUAAAUUGGUAGCCCAGAGAUGCCUUUACUGGUUGUAUAAAUGGUAAAGCGCCAAGCCUGCCUUAACCAUAGCUUUAGACUUGGGGGGGAGAGUAAAAGAGUUCCUGCUCUAUCCUUUCCUUGUUCUGCAAAAAAAAAAAAGUCUUUUGUUCUAGUCAGUGUGCUAUAAUAUUAUGGACUCUAGGAACUGUGCCAUUUUAAACGCCAAUUUUUUUUUCCAAUUGAAUGUGGUCUUCAUUGGACGAAUGUGUGAUGCAGAACUGUUCUAUGCGAAUGAUGUGGUAUGCCUGUUCUGGCAUUUGGAAGAAGUGUUGAUCUGGACUGAUUGUGGACAUUGCAAAAUCGUUUGCUUAGAUCAAAGAUGGUGUAACACUUGGAACACUGCGCACUUUCGAGAUACGCACAGAUACUUACCUGUUCCUGUUUAAUACACUCAACAUGUGUAAAAAAAAAUUGAGAUAUCUGAUGCUAUGGUUUAUACUGUUUAUCACUGGUGUUAUUUUCUCGUAAAGGGGCCCCUAAAGGAGGGACAAAUAAGAAGGCAAAAAUGCUGAGUAAUUAAGGCCCAUUUUAUUCGCUCUGAUGUUCUCAAUCGACCUGAUUGUGAUAUGUAUCCUAAGAAGUUUCAUAAUAAACUCCUGUACACUUGGUUA
Messenger RNA from Dermacentor albipictus, 6526 nucleotides. Its product is annotated as RNA-binding protein 24-like. Lineage: Eukaryota; Metazoa; Arthropoda; Arachnida; Ixodida; Ixodidae. The record is from RefSeq and is a predicted model, not a curated record. Gene Ontology annotation, cellular component: nucleus. Gene Ontology annotation, molecular function: mRNA 3'-UTR binding.